AAUCAACUCUAUAGUCUGUGGUUACUCUUUUUUUUCAAAAGAGAAGCUUGUUCAAUUUCUCUUUGUAUUAAUAUAGGUAAUUUUGCUUAGAUAUAGUUUAAAAUUGUGAUAUUUAAUUAGGUUUUCGCCCAAUUAAAGUUGUAGUUAUUAAGUUAACGAAAUCCAUUUACCUGAAGUAGGAAUCCUCAUUUAAUUUCGUCUAUGACAGAUCGAUUCGGCGUACUUGGUUAUUGAAACUUGAAAUUGCAGGUUAUAGUGUUUAAUUUAUAGUGUUUUUGCUCGUGUUCUCUCUCUAUUAGCUUAAAAUGGAAAGCAUGGAUGUUGCGCUAGAGAGUACUUCAUCAGCAUCCACGCCCGCGACGGAAAAUGGACCGGAUAAAAAUGUGACAGCGGAGGAAAUGACCUCGCGGGACUAUUAUUUCGAUUCUUACGCACAUUUCGGCAUCCACGAAGAGAUGUUGAAAGAUGAAGUCCGCACCCUCACGUAUAGGAAUGCCAUGUAUCAUAAUAAGCAUCUGUUCAAGGGAAAAACUGUUCUAGACAUAGGAUGCGGGACCGGCAUCCUGUCGAUGUUCGCGGCGAAGGCCGGCGCUGCGCGGGUCAUCGCUGUGGAGUGCUCUAACAUAGUGGACUACGCCCGCAAGAUCAUUGAGGCUAAUAGACUUAGUGACGUCAUAGAAAUUGUCAAAGGAAAGGUAGAAGAAGUGGAACUGCCCGUGGAGAAGGUGGACAUAAUAAUAUCAGAGUGGAUGGGUUACUGCCUGUUUUAUGAAAGCAUGCUGGACACUGUGCUAUAUGCCCGCGACAAGUGGCUGCAUCCUGAUGGCAUGCUGUUCCCUGACAGAUGCACACUGUUCAUCUGCGGGAUAGAGGACCGGCAGUACAAGGAUGAGAAGAUCAACUGGUGGGACGAUGUGUACGGGUUUGACAUGUCCUCCAUCCGGAAGGUGGCCAUUUCCGAGCCCCUCGUCGACGUGGUGGAUGCCAAACAAGUGGUAACAAACUCCAGUCUGCUUAAAGAAAUAGAUUUAUAUACGGUUAAGAAAGAAGAUCUAAACUUUGAAGCAAAGUUUCAUCUUCAGGUGCGUCGCAACGACUUCAUCCAGGCGCUUGUGACGUUCUUCAACGUGGAAUUCACGAAGUCUCACAAACGCCUCGGCUUCAGCACGGCUCCGGAAGCGCCAUAUACACAUUGGAAACAAACUGUCUUCUACUUCGACGAGUAUAUGACGGUGAAGAAGGGUGAAGAGAUCCUAGGGACGUUUUCGAUGCGGCAGAACGCGCGCAACAACCGCGAUCUGGACUUCGAGGUGGAAAUCUCGUUCAAGGGCGAGCUCUGCCAGGUGCAGGAGAAGAACCACUAUAGGAUGCGUUGAAACUGUUACAAUAUACAAUAUACUGCUCUACUGGACACUUACAAACCUGAUCAAUAUGAUUGUUGGCAUACAUUUCUUUAAGACUGCUCACUAAAAGUUUCCUCUAAGGUUGAAAUCUAUACAGCGCACUUUGUUUCAAGCUACUCGACAUUGGCGAAGUGCAUUAAGCUGGGUUGGUACUACAAAAAGCCACCAAUCAAGUGAAGAAGAGAAAGACUUUGGUUAGACUAGUUAAAACGAGACAGAUUUAUGCCAGCGGUAUAACGCUGUCUCGUUUUAACAGUGUCUUAAGUCUGCAAUGUGCGCUCUAUAGAUCUCAGCCUAAAUGAUCAAAUAAACACUAGUUAUUACCUUCGUCAUCGGCCUUUAAUUUUUUUUUUAAUAACACCCUUUGAAAAAGAUCUGGACUUUGAUGGGAGUUUUCAAGGGGAACUCUAAUAGAUACCGGAAAAGAGCCAUUAUAGGAUGAGCCAAAACUUAGAAUAUAGGAUACAUUACUGAACACUUAUGACUCUUCGACAAUAAUAUUGUCCAUAUACAUUUCUUUGAAAUCUUUGCUUGAAUUCUUCACCACUCAUAAUUCAGUCUCUAAAUUUCGUCACUGUCCAUCUCGGAGGGUAUAAAAGAUGGAAGAGUGUUUUCUUGGCAGAAGAUGAUCACAAUCCGAGGGUCUACUCGACGAAUAGAAAAAAAUCAAAAUGGCGGAAAUUGUUUUUCCAUAGAAAAUGUAUGGCGAAUAUUAAAGAGA
Maniola jurtina (meadow brown) is the source of this 2124-nucleotide messenger RNA. It is a transcript of the gene Art1, whose product is annotated as protein arginine N-methyltransferase 1. NCBI's taxonomy places the organism in Eukaryota, Metazoa, Arthropoda, Insecta, Lepidoptera, Nymphalidae. The record is from RefSeq and is a predicted model, not a curated record. Gene Ontology annotation, cellular component: nucleus. The coding region runs from base 306 to 1376 and encodes 356 amino acids. The transcript has 8 exons. Gene Ontology annotation, molecular function: protein-arginine N-methyltransferase activity. Gene Ontology annotation, biological process: peptidyl-arginine methylation.